Molecule: messenger RNA, 618 nt
Organism: Acanthosepion pharaonis
Lineage: Eukaryota; Metazoa; Mollusca; Cephalopoda; Sepiida; Sepiidae
Source: the annotation of a GenBank genome assembly
AUGCGCUCUCGCUGUCCUGCUUUUGUUAUCUAUCUAUCUAUCUAUCUAUCUAUCUAUCUAUCUAUCUAUCUAAAUCAACAUGUUAGUAUCUCAGUUUGCAUCUACCUUUCAAUCUCUCUAUCUCAACACGUUGGUAUCCAUCCAAGUUUCCUCUGUUAUCUAUCUAUCUAUCUAUCUAUCUAUCUAUCUAUCUAUCUAUCUAUCUAUCUAUAUUUUUUCAACAUGUUAUCAUCUCCAGUUGCAGGUAUCUAUCUAUCUAUCUAUCUAUCUAUCUAUCUAUCUAUCUAUCUAUCUAUCUAUCAUUUCAACGUGUUCUUAUCUCACUUUGCAGGCAUUAUCUAUCUAUCUAUCUAUCUAUCUAUCUAUCUAUCUAUCUAUCUAUCUAUCUAUCUAUCUUUUUCAACGUGUUCUUAUCUCAUUUUGCAGGCAUCUAUCUAUCUAUCUAUCUUUUUCAACGCAUCUAUCUAUCUAUCUAUCUUUUUCAACAUGUUCUUAUCUCACUUUUUAGGCAUCUAUCUAUCUAUACGCCGAUAUUUUUCUGUCUUGUAUCUUUUUCAUAUCUGUUUCUCUGCAAAAUUCCUGCGAAGAAGCAAUGUACACAUUUGUUUUCAUCGAUAG